AACCUUGAGCCAGAACGGCUCAUAGGGCAGGAGUCUCCUGUUUCUGUAGCACGAGGCAGCUUGAUGUACAAGUACACCCCCUGGACCGGAUCUAUCGCAGGGCAAUACCCCAUAAUGCUGAGGGCCAACCAGAGAUGCAUCAGGUCCCAUUGUUAUAGUCUUCGGUAUCCCGGGGCAGCAUGUAGCCUAGUGGUUAGAGCAUUGGGUCAGUAACCGAAAGGUUGCUGGAUCGAAUCCUGAGCUGACAAGGUACAAAUCUGUCGUUCUGCCCCUGAACAAGGCACUGUUCCCCUGUAGGCCAUCAUUGUAAAUAAGAAUUUGUUCUUAACUGACUUGCCUAGUUAAAUAAAGGUUAAAUAAAAUGAAUGACUCAGCCAGGGAUUGAACUCACAACCUUCAAAUCUCAGGGUGGACACUCUAACCACAAGGCCACUAAGUUGCACCGUAUGAAGGAGGUGUAUGGAAGGUUCGAGUAGACCUACCGGACAAAUACCCCUUCAAGUCUCCAUCUAUAGGAUUCAUGAAUAAAAUAUUCCAUCCCAAUAUUGAUGAAGCGUCUGGUACGGUGUGUCUAGAUGUCAUCAACCAGACAUGGACAGCCCUGUACGACCUGACCAACAUCUUUGAGGCGUUCCUGCCCCAGCUGCUGGCCUACCCCAACCCCAUCGAUCCUCUCAACGGAGACGCUGCUGCCAUGUACCUGCACCGGCCAGAGGACUACAAACACAAGAUCAAAGAGUAUCUCCAGAAGUAUGCGACAGAGGAGGCUCUAAAGGAGCAGGAGGAGGGAGGCGACUCCUCAUCUGAGAGUUCCAUGUCAGACUUCUCCGAGGAUGAGGCUCAGGACAUGGAGUUGUAGUGAAGGGGAGACAAACCCCCACUCCCCUCACACACACAGACUAUAAUUUCCUAAAGAGCAGAAACAGACUAUUAUAUACAUAUAAACAUGGCCAUUUUUUUAUUACUAAACAAGGAUUUUUAUGGAUUAUAUGUAUGAGAAGCGGCGGUGUGAAAUGUUAAAAUGUCACCCUCGUCUAGAUAUUCUUUAUAACUCAGUCAUAGUCCCCCUCCACCACCACCUCCACCUUUACCUCCACCACCACCACCACCACAUUAUUACCCCCUCUUACCCAGAAAGGAGUGCAGCAUUCCCAGGAUCCUAAAUUCCCUCUGCUGUGGUCUGGGUUGUAUUCUCAUUGACCGUUGACCCACUAUCCGCGGGGUAGGCAGAAAGCGGGUUUUUCAGGGAUACAAUAUUUAACAUAACUUCCGUUUCCCCUUAAAUGGAUGUGGGGACUCAGCUCAGGCGCCUGCUACAUUAGGUUACCUUUGACCCAACCCUGAUAGAACUGAUGGGGUGAGACCAGAGAGCCGUGCACCAUGGGAAGACGAGUGUCAGACUGUCAUUGUCAUGACGGAGACAGGGAUGGAAUGUUUAUACUCAGUAACCCGGCCACCCCCCACUCUAAUUAGAUUUUUAAUUCUCAGAAUUGUUCUAUAUUUGAUUUAGUGUGUGAAUCACUGUUUUGACAGGCACAGCUUUUUACCCUCCCCUUGCUCUCAGAGAAGCUCUCUGGCUCUAGUCCACGGCCCACUGUUUCUGGAGUCAUUACCACAAUAAGGAAUCGCACUUUGAGAUCCAAUUUCACUUGUUGACUUUCUACAUUUUGGGGGUUGGAAGCUACCAUCAGGAGCACCACAUGAUCACUCCUUCCCAAGGAUCAGUUAGUGCGUUUAAUCCAGACCUAUCCAAUAUGGCUGCCAUUGUCAGGCCUCACCCCAGAGGCCAGUACAUCCUAUCCAACCACCACACCCUGUUUGUCAUAGAAACUGUUCUGUAAACAAGCCUUUUAGCCUGUAGUCAGGAGCACCAGCCCACCAACCAAGAGACACCUUACCACACCUAAAAACACCAGAGUUGAAGGUGGACUGAACAUCCUUUCUUUUCUUUCUUUUUUCUCCUCUCUGCUCAGUGACUCCUUCAGAGGCUUGCUACUUGUUGUUUUCACAAAGGGAGGGUAGGGGGGUCUCUGUGUCUGUGUGAGAGAGAACCAAUCUUAUGUUUUCAGACCCAACUGACCCAAAUGGAAGUGAACCAGACUACUAGAGCCAUAGUAGUUUGUCGUCCUCGGUGACAACCCUAACACACAACACAACAUGAAACAACACACUGUUGUCGCCCUGGAGGAGAGAACCACAGAGACUAACUGUCAUACCAGGAGCUGUCUGUCACUAAACAAACUCACACAAUCAUGCACCAGUCACUCCUUUAGCCCUCUUCCUCCUAUUUAUCCUCUUUCUCCUCUUCCUCCUCUCCGUUUUAGGAAAGUGUUUGUGAUUCUCCAAGCAUCCUUUGGUACCUUGUGACAUGAUACAGAAGUGAAGUUGUGUAGGGCAUUAAGUUUAUAUGCUGUAGAAAAAGAGAAACACCUUGUGUGAUGGAUGGGUUUCUAUCUAGAUGUCAGCAGUGUCCAGCGUAUCCACACUGAGGGCCAGUAUAUGGCCAGGUUUCAUUCCUUCCAAGCACUGUUUGGACCUCUGUCUUCAUAGAAGACUAUUAUUAGUUGAAUCAGGUGUGUUAGUGCUUGGUUGAAACAGAAGCCUGGAGCCAUACGACUGGUCCUCUGUAGAUAAGACUGGACAGUCCUGAUCUAGGGGUUGGGUUGGAUUGAGUAGUUGUGUGGGCCAGGGCUGGGCUGGGUUGGAAGGCUACCUUGGGACGUGUUGGAUGGAAUAGGGAGUGACAUGGGGUGGGAUGGGGAAGGAACUAACCAGGUCCUUGUUGACCUUCUUAACUUUGCCUGUUGCUUAUGUUCAACUAUAAUAUGUGUAGCUUAGGGCUUGUUAGUGUGCCGGGUGGUGAGUCGUAUUAUAAUCUAUGGUUUUAUUUCUUCUAUAUCAAGCUACUUUCAAAGCUUAUCAUCCUGUAAAGGUGAACAGAUAAAUACAUUUUGUUUUAAUUUGA
Molecule: messenger RNA, 2965 nt
Organism: Salvelinus namaycush (lake trout)
Lineage: Eukaryota; Metazoa; Chordata; Actinopteri; Salmoniformes; Salmonidae
Product: ubiquitin-conjugating enzyme E2 H-like
Exons: 6
Coding region: 521-859 (112 amino acids)
Biological process (GO): ubiquitin-dependent protein catabolic process; protein polyubiquitination
Cellular component (GO): nucleus
Molecular function (GO): ubiquitin conjugating enzyme activity
Source: RefSeq, a predicted model, not a curated record